Molecule: messenger RNA, 2117 nt
Organism: Vanrija pseudolonga
Lineage: Eukaryota; Fungi; Basidiomycota; Tremellomycetes; Trichosporonales; Trichosporonaceae
Exons: 2
Coding region: 27-2117 (696 amino acids)
Source: RefSeq, a predicted model, not a curated record
AUCGUGUCACUCCGCAUCCACAAAACAUGGCCGAGCCAACAGCAGAGGCCUCGGCUUCGGCCUCAGCACCAGCAGCGGCAUCAACCUCGACCUCAGCCCCGGCUCCGACACCAGCUCCAACAGUCCUGACGACGCUGCACACUCUGCUCCGCGCGCACGUCGCAGCCCAUCCGUCGCCAACACUGCCCUACCUGCACCCCUUUGCGCCCGCGCCCCGCACAGCAUGGAAGGGCAAGGCGCGCGCGAGCCUCCCGAGCGCCGAGGAGCAGGUCGCGCAGCUGCGCGCGGUGAAGGAGGCUGUCGAGGGGGCACGCGGCGUGCUCGCGCGCGGACGGGACGACAAGGAGCGUGUGCGCGCGGCAAGGGCUAUGCGCGAGGUCAUUACCCAUGAGUCCGCCCUCCUCCCGCUAGGCAGCACGCUGUCAUCCCUCCCGCCCGCGCCCCGCCCCUUGGCGGCCAUCGCGCCGCUCCCGCCCGCCGAGCUGCUGUCAGCCCUUGGGAAGCGGCUCGGGCUGCAGGUCUUCGCCGAGGACAGCCAGUUCGGGCUGCUCAAGACGAGCCUGACGCUCGCGGGUGAGCGGUUCGUGGUGGAUAUCGACCUGGAAGCGGACGCAGGGGACGACAUGGACGAGGACGAGGGGACCGAGCCGCCGAGCUUGGCGCCUACCCCGGGGCUGGGUGGCGCGUCGUUGGCCAUGUCCGCCGUUGUAGAGGACAAGGACGAGGACAAGAAGGUGGCAGCAGCGCAGCAGCCCACCGCAGAGCGCGGCAAGGUCCGCCUGGCGAAACUCAGCGCCAACCACGUCACCCCGUCCGGCGCGGACGGGAAGAACGAGCACGUCGCGCGCGUGCUCCGCGCCGCGGUGGGUGCACACCUCGCGGCGUGGAACACGCGCCCGUGCAGCGUCAAGCUGGAGGGCGCGUGUGCGGCCCUCGAAGCGGCCCUGGCGGAGCUCAAGGCGCUCGACGAGCUCGCGGCCGCUGGCGCUGCCGACUCGGCCGACCUGUUCGCCGAUCUCGAGGCGCUCUCUGCCGGCGUCGCGGAGGCCGUGGCUAAGGGCGAGGUGUAUGAGGACGCCAGCGCGCGCCUGUACCCCUCCUUCCGGCUGCUUUCGACCGCUGAGGGGCUCGAGAACCCCGCUAUUAGGAUACGCCCCGUCGCGAGGGGCGAGAACGUGCCCCCUGCUUGGGCGGCUGACGAGGGUAUGGCGGUGGAUGCGGCUCCGGAGGCCGUGCCGGCGGCGGUGAGGGACGAGGCGAUGGUGGUCGACGGGGCAGAUGCGCCGGCUACGAAUGGCGAAGCAAGCACCGCUGCCGCUGCCCCUGCCGCGGCCAACGGCGCGGCCCCCACCCCCGGCGCGAUGGCCGCCGGCGCCUGGCUGCUCGAGGUGGUCGACAACCUCCCGACCCCAGCCCCUGGAGGCCGCGGCCUGAUCGUGCGCCGGACGUGGCUGCUGCCCGAUGUGCCCACCGGUGCGGACGACACGGACGCGAACACGUGGAUCGGGAGCAUCAAGGCCGAGGGGCUGCUGUACCAGCUUGCGUUGGAGUCCUCUGGUGCCGCCGACGCCGCGCUCCCCGUCUUCCCGCAGGGCAGCGCGUUCGUCCACCGCGCCGCCGCCGACGGCGGGCUUGCUCAGCGCUGGAGCCUCGCGCAGCCCGGCCCAGAGGGGUACGUCGUUGGGCGGGUGGGCGUGCCGCGCUCCUGGGCCGAGUUUGGCCGGCUGGUGCGCGUGCUCCGCGCCCAGGCUGUGCUCGACGCGCUCGUCUUCAGCGCGUUUCCUCCUUCCGCUGUUGACGACAGCGAGGGUGAUGGCGACGACAAUGACGACGACGACAUUGACCUCGACGCGCCGCCCUCCGCGCUGGCAGUCACCGCGACGCUGCACCAGCGCAGCGUGCGCAUCAGCCUCCCGCUCGACCUGGCCAACCCCGAGUCGCCAAUGCUCUCGCUCGAGCUGUCCCCAGCCGCCGCGCCGCCAUACGUCGCAGCAGCAGUGAGCGGGAUCGACGACAACGACGCGCAGCGCACGCGCGUCGACGACGCACUCGGGCCGGCGUUGUCGCUCGACGCCGUGGCGCUCGUGUCUAGCAUUGUGGCCGCGCUGCUCGCUUGA